AUGGCCGAAGAACAGCGAGAGAUUUCUCAUGAGAACAACGUUUCCUUGGGAUCCGCGGAAACAGCAAUACCUCUCACCAACGUUUCUAUAUCUCCGACGAAGAAGGAAGAACAAAAAACUGUAUACCUGGUCCUGUUCGGAAGAACAAUUUAUGUGGAGUCCUCUUCUUUGGAAUCCGAGGAAACGGUGAUGCCUAUUGUCGACGUUCCUAAAUCUCCGGCGAAGGAAGACUUGACGACUCAUUGCUCGUUAGACGCGGAAUCCUCGGAGAAAGGCUUCCCCGUAGAUCCCUAUAUGGGGAUUUUAGGAAACAACCCUAAUAUUAAUUCCAAUGUUACUUGUGCAGGAAACAAAGAUUUAACUGAAGAUAUUAUAAAGUUUAAGAAGAUGAGAUCUCUUUCGAAAGAGAAAAUAGUAGAGGAGAAGGGAACCAGAGUCUUGACGGAACUACCUCCCUACACAUGGACCAUCAAGAAGACACUGAAGGAAAGUGAUAUCAAUCAUCAAUGCCGACUUUUGCUGAACACAACCGAUGCCGAGAACCACAUCAUGAGACAUCUCCCUACAGAUGACCAAAAGAAAAUCCAAGAAGGCAUUGGAGUCGAUGUUAAAGCGUACGACCACGACACGUACACUGAGCACGAUAUGGUUUUCAAGAGACACGUCAAAACAUCAAAAAGCUAUGUUUUCAACGGUGGCUGGGCUAAAGCGUUUGUUGGGAGGAGAGAAUUGAAGGAAGGAGACAAGAUUGGACUCUUUUGGGGUAAUGUUGACUCUAGAAUCCACUUUAGUGUGCUUGAGAGAAAAAUCCCUAACUAG
Molecule: messenger RNA, 819 nt
Organism: Arabidopsis thaliana (thale cress)
Lineage: Eukaryota; Viridiplantae; Streptophyta; Magnoliopsida; Brassicales; Brassicaceae
Product: B3 domain protein
Exons: 1
Coding region: 1-819 (272 amino acids)
Cellular component (GO): nucleus
Molecular function (GO): DNA binding
Source: RefSeq, marked reviewed